Messenger RNA from Exaiptasia diaphana, 1433 nucleotides. RefSeq names its product tachykinin-like peptides receptor 86C. Gene Ontology annotation, cellular component: membrane. Gene Ontology annotation, biological process: G protein-coupled receptor signaling pathway. The transcript is spliced from 2 exons. Bases 271 to 1398 code for a protein of 375 amino acids. The record is from RefSeq and is a predicted model, not a curated record. Gene Ontology annotation, molecular function: G protein-coupled receptor activity. NCBI's taxonomy places the organism in Eukaryota, Metazoa, Cnidaria, Anthozoa, Actiniaria, Aiptasiidae.
CGUCKACCGCCAAAACUUUAUUGGAAAGCAAUUACUAAGUUCACAACGAUAUGUCGUUGUUAUGGCAACUGAUAAGAUAGCUCGUUUGAGUAGAAAUGUUCAUCUUUAUAAAAUGAUGAAUGGAAGAGCGACUGACAGCAACCCUGCUGUCAAAAUCAUUCGAAAAAUAAUUUUCUGUUUUCAAUAACUCUUUCGAAAGUGAUUCGUAGUUUUUCUACUUUAGUUCUCGUAAUCUUCUAAUUUAUAUUUCAAACUUUUCAUCUUUAUUUGAUGUGGAAAAUGAAAAGAACAUUGUUUGCUUUUGUUGUUUUGACUUUACUUUCUUUAUCGUUGGCGUCCAAUGGAAGAUUUCAAAACUCGAAUGUGAAAAAUGACACUUUGCAGCGUCAAGACUAUGGACCAUUUAUGCGAGCACACGAAGUAGACUACUGGACUAAAGUAGCAAUCGUCAGUAUGACAGUAAUUACAACUCUAUCUUCAUUAAUCAGCAACAGCCUCAUCAUCCACAGUGUUCGAGUCAACCGACACAUGCACACAACARCCAACUACUUUAUAGUCAACAUGGCCUGUGCAGAUAUUCUUCUUGCUCUAAUUGGGGGUCCUUAUAACAUUAAGUAUACUAUCGAGUGGUUUGCCUGGUUUCCAGGGCUGCUUGGACUGAUCACAUGUGAUGCUUAUACGAUUGUACAGUAUAUAGGAGCUAGUUGUUCAACGUUCAGUCUUGUGGUAAUAUCAUUCGACAGACUGAUGGCUGUCAGUUACCCUUUGAAGUACAAAAGCCAUUUUUCAUCAAGCAAGUACCUUAUGAUACUAACAUGGCUAGUCUCCGUUGGCUUAGCAUUUAUACCUUUAGGUCAAUCAGAUGUUGUCACUUUCCCCAGUGAAGACAAAACAUAUUGUUUCCCCAGGAGCAGGGCUAGUUUUGAAACUACUUCUAUCUUAAGUGUUCUACUUCCAAUAACUCUCGUCAUCAUACUCUGUUUUGCUAUUGGAUACAAGGUGUGGAACAGAAAAGUCCCCGGAGAAGGUGGGCAACAGGCUGUUGAAAGGACAUCUAGGAAAGCAACCUACAUGGUAAUAUCAGUUGUUUUGGCUUUUAUUGUUGCAUGGGCCCCAGUAUUGAGCUCUAGCCUUGUAUUUCAUCAAGACAGGAGUGUGUUUGUUAUAGGAAUUUUCUGGCCCAUAACUUACUCAUUCGCAUUUCUUAACGGCCUAUUUAACAUGGCCAUCUUCUAUAACUUCAGUGAAAACUAUCGUAGUGCUUUCAAAAGUUUGUUUAGCAAUCAURGAUUGAUGUUUCAGCGAGCAGCACCUAACAACAGCAUGGUUGCCAGSGGAUUAUCAACGUCGGAAGGGGUAGUCAAUGUGGUUGCUAUGAGACCAGUGAAUAAUGACUGARUAAAUGAUUUUAGAAACAGMAAAUGUGCUGAUAA